Messenger RNA from Colossoma macropomum (tambaqui), 1890 nucleotides. It is a transcript of the gene pmelb, whose product is annotated as premelanosome protein b. Gene Ontology annotation, cellular component: melanosome. Lineage: Eukaryota; Metazoa; Chordata; Actinopteri; Characiformes; Serrasalmidae. Gene Ontology annotation, biological process: melanosome organization. The transcript has 13 exons. The record is from RefSeq and is a predicted model, not a curated record. Bases 1 to 1890 code for a protein of 629 amino acids.
AUGUAUGAUCCCAAGAACACCAAACCCACAGUGAAGUAUGAAGUACAAGUCCAGAAAAGUGAGUCCAAACCCAGAUUCAUACGGUACCAGUCAUGGAACACAAAGAUGUAUCCAGUUUGGAAAGAAGGAGACCCACGAUACAGAAACAGCUGGACAGGUGGAGAUGUGAAGUUUGAUGUCCGUAAUGAUGCGCCGACUCUGACUGGUGCUAGAGUCACAUUCAAUAUCGACAUUCUCUUCCCAUCCAGCCAGACGGUGCAGCCUGAUGGAGAGGUCGUUUGGGCCAAAAACUGCAUUGUCAAUGGCACUCAGCGCCACAAGGGUAAGCCGGUGUACCCUCAGGAGAAUUCCGUGGAUGACAGGAAUGCUGUUUUCCCUGAUGGUUCUCCGCUCGGCAAGCACGGAGACAAGAAACCACCCUAUGUGUUUGUAUGGAAGACGUGUGGAAAAUACUGGCAGGUAUCUGACGGACCGUCCUCCUCUCUCACCAUCGGCACAGACAACAUUCCUCUCGGUUCCUAUGUAAUGGAUGUGGUUAUCUAUCACUACAGAAAGAGGGAAAAAUUCAUCCCCAUCGGAUACGCCUCCACUCAGUUCUGCAUCACUGAUCAGAUCCCCUUUGCCGUCACUCUUUCACAAGUGAACGAUAAAGAUGAAGGUGAUCAGAAGUUUAUCCGGAACCGAGCCGUUGCUUUCAGCGUAGCCCUCCAUGACCCCAGUGAGUACUUGGGGGAUUCGGACAUCACCUUUAACUGGGACUUUGGGGACGGCAGUGGCACGGUCAUCUCCAGAGAGCUGACGGUCACUCACACGUACACUGCCACCGGCUCCUUCAAACCCCACGUCGUCGUACAGGCAGCCAUUCCAGAUCCGUCCUGUGCCACUCCUCCAAACACACCUACUGACGCCAGCCCCACUGAAAAGAGCUUUCUCUCAGAGGAGCGCUCCCAGCCUGCUCAGCUUAGCUCAACAGACAGUCCAGGUAAGGAGGCUGCAGAUGUCAUGGGGCAGUCCAGUUCUGGCAUUAAAACAACUCCUCCUGCACCCACAAAUGGCGCCGUCGACCCAGCAGGGUCAGCUGAGCAGAGUUCUACCAUCUCAUCUCAGACUGAAGAAGCUGCUUUUCCUGAUGCAUCAGAUACAGCCAGCUCUGCCUCUGCAGUGGAUGAUGCUACAGAAGUGUCUGGGUCAGUGAUAGAUCCAGAUGCUGUGGUGGACAGAGAGACUUUAGGGGUCCAAGCUGCUGUUGUGAUCGAGAAACGCGAGGCAUCAGAUGUGGAACUGGAUUGUGUUAUUUACCGCUAUGGCUCCUUCUCCACUGGAAUUGAAGUAAUUGAGGGUAUUGAGAGUGUGGAGAUCGUACAGGCCACCAGCACGUUUCUGAUGGCUGAAUUGGAGCAGAAUGCUGUGGACUUCACUGUGACCUGCCAGGGAAGUUUGCCUACAGAGGUGUGCACUGUGGUGUCCGACGCAGACUGUCUCUCACCAGUCAAAACUGUCUGCAACACUGUGAGCCCUUCCCCAGAGUGCCAGAUGGUUCUCCGCCACUUCUUCAACGACUCUGGAGUGUUCUGCAUCAACGUGUCCAUGACUAAUGAUGUUAGCCUGGCUGUCACUAGUGCCAGAGUAAAUGUGAUGAUAGCUGGUUCUAGGUUUACCAGCAUGGGCACUAUUGCCAUGGUGUUGGGCAUCCUGGCUGUCGCAUCAGCAGUAGGGACUGUGGCGUUUGCCUACAAGCGUCUGAAAGGCUACCAGCCCCUUUCUGAAGUUCUUGUUGCAGGCCAGUCUGGAAGUGCAGGAUGGAGCUCAGUGCCUUCGUUCCUCUGGAGCCUGGUGAACCAGCAGGUGCCUGGACAGAAGCGUUCAGUCCUUCUACGCAGGGUGGUGUAA